UUCUAUUGAUAAGUCCGCGGUCACACUGCCACAUCGUUUUAUUGAAUUGUUUGUACAUUUUUAACGAAAAAAGCAAGAAAAAUGCCUGCCGUUGUGCGUAUUAAGCGGCGGAUUGAUGAAGAACCACACACGGCCUUUGUGCUGAACGGGAAACGGCGACGACUGCACAACGAUGAGAAUUCCUUAGCCACAGCACAAGUACUGCCGGGGGCGGAUCCGACUGCAGCCGCCGCAGACAAAGACGAGCUAACAACCGUGCUGAAAUUUGCCGGCACCCUGGCAAAGCAGGAUGACAGCGCCACAAAACAAUUUGCAGCGGCGCGACUCAACAAAGCCACGGCCAAGGAGUUGGUACAACAGAAAUCCAAUGAUGCGGCCAUUGCCAGUGCUCUGCGCAGGGACAGGCAACGCCUGGAGGCACAACAAACCACACGCGAGCAGCGUUUCCGUGUCGUAAACUGUUUAAGGACCACACUCGAUGACACCAAUGAGAGCGAGGGUGCGGUAGGCGGCAGCAGUACAGAUGAAGCUUCACAGAUCACAAUUCUGGAUAUAGAAUCACAGCAGCAGCAGCAGCAACGUACAGAAACUGCAGCAGCAGGAGGACAGCUAGCAGAGGAUGAGCAACUGCAGCCGGGAGUAGGCCUCCUACAGCAGGAUCAACAACAGCCAGCCGAUUCGGAUAUUGGCUAUGUCUACGAUUUAUAUGUACCCGAGAAUGAGAUGCAGGCGGCCUAUGUCGAUAUGAUGGAUGACAAUUAUCUAAGGUUAAAUUAUCCGUUUAAUUACUACUACACCUGCUACUGGUAGGACACAACUCAACUUGCCACAGAGAGCGCCUUGCCACGAAGAGAGACAGAGAGAGCCAGAGACCAACUGCAGAGACAAAGCCCCCAUCCAAAGAAAUAAUGGACUGCCACACACGACCACAGCUCCUAUGGGCGCCCACUAAUAUGACAAAAAGUGUUUAAAAUUCUAUCGAUUGAUUGGUUUAUAAUUCAUUAGAUAUAUGAGAUAUGAAUGUACGAGUAUGUAUGGUGCAGUCAAUGCACAGCAGACGGCUGAGCCUUCCAUGACGAAGGGGAAUGGCAAUUUUUAGCGGAAUAUAUGAUUAUGAAGGACCUAGGUGGAUCUAUGUAGAAACAGAAUCUUCUUGAUCUUCAGAUACUUAAAAGGAAAUGACUCUAUGUUGACGAAAAAACAAAACUGAUUGAGCCCUCAAUUCGUCGAAGGAGCACUGCUUGGUCUUAGAUGAUAGAUACAUCUAUAAGCAGGAAAUGCAUUUAUAAUCAAAAUAAUCUGCUUGCUGAAAACAUCACUAAACAUUUUGUAGAUAAAGUCGUUCAGAGACACGAAGACGCAUCUAUUUCGAAAGAAAUAGAUCCCUAAGUAAACAUCAGAUACCGAAAUCAUAUACCGAAAGAGAACGCCUUGAUCCUUGAUCAAAUGAAAGCAAGCAGUAAAAGAAACGAUUCUGUACUUGAGUUGUGGUCCUUGGAAAACCCUUUGUUCUUGCUGUAGAAACGUGCUACUGCAACUUAAAGAUUUAAUGGAUGUAUCACUAUAAAUCUAAAUUCAGCGAAAACAAAUAUAGCAUAGCUCUAUACUCUUUGGAUAUAGGAAAUACAAGUUGAAAAAUCGUAGAAAAUCCCUUUGAUUUCCCCUAAGAUUAAAAUAGGUUAAAAUGGAAAAUGCAUCUAUAAUAUUAAAAAAAAACUAUAAUCUUUGAGUCCCGGGUAUAAUUAUAUGCUAAGACCAUAAAGCACUCCCCAAAGUAAAUCGCGAUAUAAAGAAAAAUCAAAAAUACGUCUAAGAAAUCUACGAAAAAUUCCAUAAGUUUCGUAUAUACAAGAGAAAGAUUCAUCUAUUAUAUGGAAAAAAACAUCUGACCAAUUUUGAGGACAUUUUCCAAGGGCAAAAUAAAUGCUGGAAUGCAAAAAGUUGUUCCCAAACCUAAGAAAUAAUAUAAAUUGACUUAAGUGCAAUCCGUAAGAGAACAAGGCAUCUCUUCGAUGUGAAAUAUAAUUCCUAGAAGGGAAAUCCCCGUCCCAAAGUAUCGCUAUAAAGGAGAAGCAUAAAACUAAGCUAAUAACUUUAUGGAAAAUCCCAUAAAUGUCCCAAAUCUUUAGUGCCAAAGUUCCAUAAAAUGUAAAGAAAUUAGAGAAAACUCUUACAUUAUUAUAUCACAAUAAUAAUAAUAACCUCUGUAGAACAAUCUGUUUUUGUAAGCCAUUUUAGUGCCUGAAAAAGAUGGAAAAGGAAAACAUUUUCUUCACUGGACUCUCCUGCCCUCUGCCCCAUCAUAUGAACCAAUCAAUCGGUAGAGCCUUAAUCCUAUGCCAUUUCCUAGCAUAAGUUCUUUCGAUUUGUAUAGCUUUUAGGUACUAUAUUUUCCACAUGCCACACACCACAGACAGACUAUACGCACACCAUACCAUAUUCUCUGUGUUGAUUUUUCCAUUAUUUUCAUGCCAGUUUGCCCGCCAGUGAUCUUUUAUUCUUUUCGUUUCGUUUCGUUUCGUUAAUGUUCCUUUCAUUCCACACAAAAAAACAAAACAAAAACCCAGAUAUCAGAGCCCGUAAACCGAGAAACUCUUGUGCUAAAGUCUAAUUAAGUGCAUAGUUUUUAGUGUUUGUUGGGGUCUAGAGCUGCCCCCGUGAUUACAAAAAAA
Molecule: messenger RNA, 2672 nt
Organism: Drosophila miranda
Lineage: Eukaryota; Metazoa; Arthropoda; Insecta; Diptera; Drosophilidae
Gene: fs(2)ltoPP43
Product: probable RNA polymerase II nuclear localization protein SLC7A6OS
Exons: 3
Coding region: 82-810 (242 amino acids)
Biological process (GO): developmental process
Source: RefSeq, a predicted model, not a curated record